AUGGUUGCUUCAGAGGAGAUUGACGAUGCCUAUUGCCCUGUGGAUGAAGAAGAUAAAAUCCGUCAAGCCUACUAUAUCGGUGGAGAUGCUUCCUUCGAACUAAGAGUACAGUGGGGAUAUUCAAGAUGUAAUACUUUUGCCAACAUUCAUUGCAGACCUGAUAUUCCAAAAGAAUUUACCAUCCAUGGUUUAUGGAGGGACAAUGGAUAUAAUCAGGGACCACCAUUAGUGAACACUGUGUUCGAAACAAGAAAGAUAAAUAAGAAACUUCAAGAGAAGAUGAAAAAGUGUUGGCCAAGCAUGGAUCUUCGUAAUGGAGAAGUAAAUGACACUUAUUUCUGGUCGCAUGAGUGGGUUCGUCAUGGCCAGUAUACUGGCUGGUCUCAAGGUUGUUAUUUUGCAGAGGCGGUAAACCUAUUUGAGAAGCAAGAAAUAACCGGUGUUAUACUCAGACGUUUCCCUCCUGGACCUACCCAAACUCUUAGUGUGAGGGAUUUGGAAAGAGGCGUUCAUGCUGAGAAAAAUAUCAUUGUGUUUGUGAAGUGCAACACCAACAAGGAUGAUGAACAACAGUUGCAAGAAAUUGGCAUUUAUUAUCUCUAUAAAGGAGGCAAAUGGUCUGCAAUUGACCACCCAAAGCAAUCAGAGUGCGAUUCCAACAUUCCCAUGGUCUUUCCGUACGAAUGA
Molecule: messenger RNA, 687 nt
Organism: Papaver somniferum (opium poppy)
Lineage: Eukaryota; Viridiplantae; Streptophyta; Magnoliopsida; Ranunculales; Papaveraceae
Product: ribonuclease S-2-like
Exons: 3
Coding region: 1-687 (228 amino acids)
Biological process (GO): RNA catabolic process
Cellular component (GO): extracellular region
Molecular function (GO): RNA binding; ribonuclease T2 activity
Source: RefSeq, a predicted model, not a curated record